UAUAGAUAUUUUGCGCGGCCAACAAGCUCAAAUGUUUAUGAAGUGUUUACAUGCCCAAGCUGGAGCCCAGAAAUAGAUGUGGAUCUCACGAUAGAAACCAACGGGGGCCGUCGUCAAAUGAAAUCCAUCAAAUUACACCCGGGCAUCACAUCAGCCUCAGGGAACAUCUCCAUUACACCGUUGGCGAUAUCUCUUCCACCCAUGCCCUUACUCGGGUCAACAUUCGUCACUAACGGACAAGCCGUUUCAAUCGUCAAUCGACUACCUGUGGAUUUACACUGUGGAACCGAAGAAGCAGCUCGAUCUCUUAAUUGUUCACUCGACUUAGAAGCGUGCAAGGAAUGUUUCCCGAACCACAGUGACGGGACAGUGGAAUGUAAUUGCCGCGAUGUAGACUUGGAUGCGAUGAUGGAAAUUCCGGAAACUCGACUUCCAAUCACCAAGGCAAAAGUGUGGCUCGAGAAUAAUGGACCGACGAUUUCAGCGACUUACGUAUACGCACCUGUGCAAAUACAUCUCCAAAUGAAAGGGUUAGCCAUCCACCUUCAAUUACGCGACUCAAAGUGUUUUAUUGAGGAGGCUCGACUUCAUGGAUGUUAUCGUUGUGGAGUGGGGGCUCAGAUAACCUAUAAAUGCCGCUCCGACUAUGCAAAUCCCUUAGCUACUGUCAAGUGUGAAGAUGGUACUCUUUUCGUAGCUCAUUGCUCGACAAAUGGCACAAUUGGCAAAGAAACUAUCCCCUACGGCUAUUCGGACGUCAAUACUUUAUGCACCGUUGAUUGCCCUGCAGGAUUGACAAAAUUCGUCUUAAACGGCACUUUAUACUAUAUUCCUCUCAGAAAGCAAUGGGGACAUCAAAUGUACCGCUCAGAACAAAUCAUCAACGAACCGGAGACACUCAGCUUUUGGCCAAGUUUAGGAUUCGACAUUUGGGUACUAUCCAAACUUCUUCAAGGUGGACCAAUAUUUCUUGGCAUAAUAUCGUCAAUUGGACUUGCCUUAAUCGCCGUCUAUCUCUUUAUGCGCCUAUCGCCAAUAUUUCGAGUUUACCGACAAAUAGCUAGAACAAUCACCAUCCUAGCAACCUUGGCGCGAGUUCAAUCGUUAACGACAAUAAAGUACGCAUCCAUCGACAAACCCGAACCGUUUUCGUCAAACCCGAACCAAUUUGGAUGGAAUCUCCUUGGGAUUGUCCUUGUGUCGACCAGUAUUAUAAUUUUAACGCUUCGAUUUAUCUAUUUACUUACGCCAAAGCCCUUUCGGCCCUUCUAUCGACAAAAACGCCAAAAACAUCCUGCGCCGAUACUACCCGUCAUUCCAUUUAUAAUUAUUGCACUUUCAGUGUGGCCGGCCGGAUGUCCUUUCCAGGAAAAGAAAAAAUUCCAACGACUAACUAGGCCACCCACAUUUUGUACAAGUGAGCGACAAAACUAUGAUAUCACCCUAAUCACAGCAAAGAGAAAAAUUCCAAUCAACUAUCAGUAUGUUCAAUCAGAAUUCCAUCACUUUUACGAAAAUAAAUUUAAUUUCAACACGCCCACAUUUUUAAAUAUAAAUUCAACUGCAAAAUCAAUCAUUAUUAAUUCUUUUAAAAUUUUUAAUAAAAUGUUUACUGGAGGUUUUGGUACCCCGCGUCGAGCUAGAAUGAUACAGAGACAAUUUCGCACCCCCUCUCAGUCCCCACCUAAAAUAUCGCAAUUCAAUACCGAGCGUCUAGAUUUACACCUGGCUCGUAUAUAUGGAGAUAAUUGGUUCCAUACAAUCGAAACCAUCGACAAAAUUACUGAAUAUUUGAGAAAAAUGGAAAUCCAGGACACUCACAAUUGUACGACCAUCGUCGAAUGGGAUUAUAUCACUUAUCAGCCAGCGAAAAGUUUGGCGCCCCAUCAAAGAAGUGCACUUACCAGUAUUGCGUCAAAGCGGGGGAAUCAUUGGAACGUCAAAAUGUUCCCGACAAAAGCAGCGUUAUGGGUUCAUUCCUUGGCGCAUGGGACAAUUCCAUCAUACUUACUUUCCCCUUCAAAACUUGGAAGUGGUUCUCCACCGUCAUCAAUCCCCGAAAAUUCAAUCACCUGAACGACCAAUAUCGCAUAAUCCCUCCCCUGAACGUUCAUCUACGCCAAUAGAAGAAAUUUC
This is a messenger RNA of Meloidogyne enterolobii, 2136 nucleotides long. Lineage: Eukaryota; Metazoa; Nematoda; Chromadorea; Rhabditida; Meloidogynidae. The record is from the annotation of a GenBank genome assembly.